GUGGGCGUUUGUAACUUGGGACGGCCAGAACCCGGUACCCUAAGAGACACGGGACCUUUGCCGGCGCUCUCCUUGCAGCCUGACCGACCUGCCUGCUGCGGGACGCUUGCUUGGGACCUGCCGUCAGCGCCAGGUGAAUAUCUCAGAAAAUAUGGCCCAUGUGAGGGACUAUAAGUGGACCCAGUUCCUUCCCUUUCUAGUGGUGUCCCUGAUGUACCCAGCCAGCGCUGAGUAUUCAAACUGUGGAGAGAAUGAGUAUUAUAACCAGACCACAGGGAUGUGCCAUGACUGUCCCCAGUGUGAGCCUGGAGAAGAGCCAUAUAUGACCUGUGGCUAUGGCACCAAAGAUGAUGACUAUGGCUGUGUCCCCUGCCCCUCAGAAAAGUUCUCUAAAGGAGGCUACCAGAUAUGCAGGCGUCACAGGGACUGUGAAGGCUUCUUUCGAGCCACUGUCUUGACUCCGGGUGACAUGGAGAAUGAUGCAGAAUGUGGGCCGUGUCUCCCUGGUUACUACAUGCUGGAAAACAGACCGAGGAAUAUCUAUGGGAUGGUUUGCUACUCCUGCUUACUUGCACCCCCUAACACUAAAGAAUGUGUGGGAGCCACCUCUGGAGUUUCUGCCAGUCUUCCAGGUACCUCUGGCACCAGCACCAGCUCUCCUUUCCAGCAUGCCCAUAAAGAUCUCUCAGGACAAGGGCACCUGGCCACUGCCCUGAUCAUCGCUAUGUCCACCAUCUUCAUCAUGGCUAUUGCUAUCGUCCUCAUCAUCAUGUUUUACAUCAUGAAGACAAAGCCUUCUGCCCAAGCCUGCUGCACCAGCCACUCUGUGAAAACAGUGGAAGCCCAAGUCAGCAAACAAGAAGAGAAGAAAGAAGUUCAAGAAAAUGUUGUGAUUUUUGCUGAGAAGGAUGAGUUUGAGAAGCUGACAGCGACACCAGCAAAGACUGCCAAAAGUGAGAAUGAUGCUUCUUCUGAGAACGAACAGCUCCUGAGUCGGAGUAUGGACAGUGAUGAAGAAGCCGCAAUUGACAAGCAGGGGUCCCCAGAGCUGUGCCUAUUAUCGUUAGUCCAUUUGACAAGGGAUAAAUCUUCCACAAACAACAAAUCAACUGGGAUUCAGAGUAGAAGAAAGAAGAUCCUUGAUGUGUAUGCCAAUGUAUGUGGAGUGGCAGAAGGUCUCAGCCCCACAGAGUUACCAUUUGACUGCCUAGAGAAGACAAGCAGGAUGCUCAGCUCCACCUACAACACAGAGAAGGCCAUCGUGAAAACAUGGCGCCACCUUGCUGAAAGCUUUGGGUUGAAGAGGGACGAGAUAGGGGGGAUGACAGAUGGCAUGCAGCUCUUUGACCGGAUCAGCACAGCAGGCUACAGCAUCCCAGAGCUGCUCACAAAACUUGUACAGAUCGAGCGGCUGGAUGCUGUUGAGUCUCUGUGUGCUGACAUCUUAGAGUGGGCACAGGUCAUGCCACCUGCACCUCAGCCUCCUGUCACAACCUGA
Messenger RNA from Dromiciops gliroides (monito del monte), 1498 nucleotides. It is a transcript of the gene EDAR, whose product is annotated as ectodysplasin A receptor. Gene Ontology annotation, molecular function: signaling receptor activity. Bases 152 to 1498 code for a protein of 448 amino acids. The transcript is spliced from 12 exons. The record is from RefSeq and is a predicted model, not a curated record. NCBI's taxonomy places the organism in Eukaryota, Metazoa, Chordata, Mammalia, Microbiotheria, Microbiotheriidae. Gene Ontology annotation, biological process: positive regulation of JNK cascade; positive regulation of canonical NF-kappaB signal transduction. Gene Ontology annotation, cellular component: plasma membrane.